Aspergillus puulaauensis is the source of this 1368-nucleotide messenger RNA. RefSeq lists its product as uncharacterized. Gene Ontology annotation, molecular function: FAD binding. The transcript has a single exon. Bases 1 to 1368 code for a protein of 455 amino acids. The record is from RefSeq and is a predicted model, not a curated record. NCBI's taxonomy places the organism in Eukaryota, Fungi, Ascomycota, Eurotiomycetes, Eurotiales, Aspergillaceae.
AUGGCACCGCUAAACAUCCUCAUCGUCGGCUGCGGGAUCGCAGGCCCAACACUCGCCUCGUUUCUUCUAUUAGCUGAUAUCCCCGCCACGACGAAGCCCCGCAUCACAAUCGUAGAGCGCGAGUCCACACAGCGCGCGCACGUGCGCGGGCAGAACAUCGACAUCCGCGGCGCGGGCGUGACUAUCAUCCGCAAGCUCGGGCUGCAGGUGCCGAUCAGGGCUUCGACGACGGGGGAAGAAGGGGUUCGGCUUGUGGAUAAGUGGAAUCGGGUCUGGGCGCAGAAUGAAGUUGAUAGGAGUGGUAAUGGACAGGUGCAGAUGCCGACGAGUGAGAUUGAGAUUCUGAGGGGGCGGCUGGCGGAGUUGUGCUGGAGGAAUAGCUGCAGGGUUAGUGCUGAUGCGGAGCGUGAGGGGGCUAGUGGGAUUGAGUAUGUGUUCGGGGAUUAUCUGGACGAGAUAGAGCAGGAUGGUGAGAGAGUGCGUGUGCGCUUUGCGAAGAGUGGACAGACGAGGAUCUUUGACCUGCUGGUUGGAGCGGAUGGGAUGCAGAGCCGGACACGCAGGAUGGUCUGGGGCAAGGAAGGGGAGAAGGACCGUGUCAAGCGGAUAGGAAUGUAUGCCGGCUUUUUCAGCAUCCCCCGCGAGGACCAGGACGGCAAAUGGAGACGCUGGUUCCAUGCUCCUGGCCGGCGCGGUAUCAUGCUGCGGCCAGACAGCCUUGGUGUGAGAUCUACUAUCUUCAUGUAUGUGGUGAACGAGAAGGACAGCAGGCUCGAGCAGGUCACCACUGGCGGCAUCGACGCGCAAAAGGCACUCCUGGAGGAAUACUUCAAGGACGCCGGGUGGGAGUGCGACAGAAUCAUCCGGGAGAUGCACGCAACAGACGAUUUCUACUACGACGCCGUCUCGCAGGUCAAGAUGGACAGCUGGACCAAGGGACGAGUGGUGCUACUGGGCGACGCUGGCCACUGUGCGUCUCCCAUUUCGGGCUUGGGCACAACUCUGGCAUUCACCGCAGCCUACAAGCUGGCGGGCUACCUCCAGCCGUAUAUCCAGCAAGAAACCCCGGACCCUUCAGCUGCCCUCGCGCAGUACAAUGAGCAGAUGCACCCGAUUAUCGAGGAUGCGCAGCAGCUGGCACCCGGCCAGCCAUAUAUCAUCAAUCCAGAGACUGCCUGGGGCGUCUGGAUCAUGCACGUCCUUGUCCGCUCACUGUCGUAUACUAGAAUCCUCUUCAUCAUCAUUAAAUACCUUGGAAGGACUUUCCAUCUGGGACCUCAAGCAGCAGACUACGUACCGGUUGAGGACUUUGGCUUUAAAGACAUGUCAGUAUGGGAUGAGGAUACUGAUUACCCUGCUUAUUAUUAG